This is a messenger RNA of Closterium sp. Naga37s-1, 1560 nucleotides long. NCBI's taxonomy places the organism in Eukaryota, Viridiplantae, Streptophyta, Zygnematophyceae, Desmidiales, Closteriaceae. The record is from the annotation of a GenBank genome assembly.
AUGACGGACGGUGCCCCGUCAGGCGCAUAUCUCACUGACGGGGGAGAAAGGACUCAUGUGAACGGGAGCGCUAACCAGACUAUUGAUGUUCACGAAGGCGUCCCAAUUCCCGGCGAUUUCUCCGCUGGCAGCGCCGUUACCCCCGCGACGCAAGCACGGCGGCGCUUCAUAGAGGACAAGGGCGCGGGGGACAACGUGGCGGCGGAGCGGGCGGAGAUGCUUGCGCGCGUGCUUGCGCCCAGCGGAGACUGCCUCCCGCGGAUCAAGCUCGGCGCGGCAGGGGGGGCAGGGGAAGCUUCAGCGGGUUGGUUGGGAGCGGAGGGAGCUUCGCGCGCGAACACAACCCAGCCAAUUAGGCGAGCCCAGCGGCGAACGCUCACUCCAAAUGGCGGCGAGUCGUCGUUCCCCCUGUCCGUUGCCUCUGCGACCACCUUCGUCGCCGCGUGCGUCGUCGCUGCUGGCGCGGCCUUCGCACGGCACAAGUCGCUUCCCGCUCCGCCUGCUGCCUCCGUCUCAGCGAUGGUGGCACCGGCCAGUCUGCCAGUCAAGGAUCAGGUGCUGGGCCACUACGCGGUGGAGGAAGCGCCUCACAGCGACCUGCGCCCCGUGCUGGGCGAUGGCAGUGUGCAGCUGCGCACAGCAGCAGCGCGCUCGUUCCUGUCAAUGCAGGACGCGGCCAGGCGGGAUGGCAUCUUCCUCACGCCCCUCUCCGGGUUCCGGUCAGUGCGGGACCAGCAGUCGGUGUUCUACGGAGUGAAGGCAGCGCGCAACCAGAACAUCAGGCAGCGAGCCAAGGUGUCGGCCCCACCGGGCUUCAGUGAGCAUCACACGGGCUAUGCACUCGACAUUGGGGAUGCCAACUCGCCUGCCACACAUCUAGAGUUUGAUUUUGAAAACACCGAAGCGUUUUAUUGGCUCCAAAAGAAUGCCAACAGGGAUUGCCCUCGCGCCGGCCUUAUUCCGUCCCCCCCGCCCAUCACCCACCCCUUCGUAUUCGCGCUUGCCUCGAUACACUCUCUCGUCGCCCACCCCGUUUUUCCCAUUUCGUCCCAUCGCUUACACGCUCUCCCCUCCUGUCCUGCCGCCCUCUCUCUCGCCCCUCCCUUCCCGUCGCGCUCUCUCUCUCUCCGCGCCCUUCUCGUCGCCCUCUCUCUCGCCCCUCUCUUCCCGUCGCGCUCUCUCUACCCGCGCCCUUCCCGUCGCCUCCCUUCCCAUCGCGCUCUCUCUCUCCCCUCCCUUCCCGUCGCCCUUUCUCUCCCUCCUCCCUUCCCAUCGCGCUCUCUCUCUCCGCUCCCUUCCCGUCGCCCUCUCUCCCAUCGCCCUCUCUCCCAUCGCCAGCACUCUCUCCUUCGCUCUGUCCCGUCGCCCUCUCUCCCAUCGCCCUCUCUCCCAUUGCCCUCGCUCUCUUCUUCGCUCUGUCCCGUCGCCCUCUCUCCCGUCGCCCUCUCUCCCGUCGCCCUCUAUCUCUCACGUCGCCCUCGCUCUGUCCCGUCGCCCACGCUCUCUCCCGUCGCCCCCGCUCUCUCCCGUCGCCUCGCGAAAUUCUCUGCCGUCUCGUAG